UUGGUCAUAUGUGCCUCCACGGCUUCCGUAUUUUGCAGCGACACUGUUUAUUAGCACUAGCUGCUAGCGCUAAGUGGCAGAAUGGCUGAAUAUUCGCGUGUGAAAUCGACUAAGCUGGUCUUGAAAGGUUCAAAUAAAGGGCAAAAGAAGAAAAACAAAGAUAAGAAGAGAAAAGGCACAGAUGACGAGGCGAAACUUGACAUUGUUGGAGGCUGGUGGUGUGUGAGUGGUUUUGGAGAGAUUGCUGGAACAAUUGCCAUAGAGAUGCAGAAUAACUCAUACAUCCAUGCCCUGGAUACUGGACUCUUCACACUCGGUGCACCACACAAAGAUGAUGAGGGUCCAGACCCACCAGAACAGUUUACUGCCGUCAAACUCUCAGACACACGGGUAGCAUUAAAAUCUGGAUAUGGAAAGUACCUGGGCAUCAACUCUGAGGGUUUGGUGGUGGGGCGCGCCGAUGCCAUUGGUGCAAGAGAGCAAUGGGAACCGGUCUUCCAGGAUGGUAAAAUGGCUCUCAUGGGAGCGAAUAGCUGUUUCAUUUCCUACAGUGACGAUGGAGACAUCGUAGCCAGCAGCAAGACAGCUGGGGACGACCAGAUGCUGAAGAUCAGAACAAGCAUGGAACGAGAGGUCAAGCAUAAAGACGAUCUCGCAGAUGAAGACAGAGGCAAUGUGAAGUCCUGCGAGGUUAAUUAUGUGAAGAAGUUUCAGAGCUUCCAAGACAGACGGCUGAGGGUUAACGAAGACGACUCUACAACGUUGAAGAAAGCCAGGACAGAUGGAAAGUUUCAUGAAGCUUUACUCGACAGGAGGAGCAAAAUGAAAGCAGACAGGUACUGCAAGUGAAGCCGCAGCGGAUUGUUCCUCCAUCUUUAAGAGUCCUGAUUGUGUAGUUAGUUGAAAUGGUUUUCAGUAUGGCUGUUUUUACACAUGUUUUGAAUAAACCUGUCAUGGUUGA
Messenger RNA from Nothobranchius furzeri (turquoise killifish), 961 nucleotides. It is a transcript of the gene frg1, whose product is annotated as FSHD region gene 1. Gene Ontology annotation, molecular function: actin filament binding. Gene Ontology annotation, cellular component: nucleolus; catalytic step 2 spliceosome; striated muscle dense body. Lineage: Eukaryota; Metazoa; Chordata; Actinopteri; Cyprinodontiformes; Nothobranchiidae. The record is from RefSeq and is a predicted model, not a curated record.